Lotus japonicus is the source of this 2932-nucleotide messenger RNA. RefSeq names its product glucosamine inositolphosphorylceramide transferase 1. Gene Ontology annotation, cellular component: membrane. Gene Ontology annotation, molecular function: glycosyltransferase activity. The transcript has 4 exons. Bases 218 to 2539 code for a protein of 773 amino acids. Lineage: Eukaryota; Viridiplantae; Streptophyta; Magnoliopsida; Fabales; Fabaceae. The record is from RefSeq and is a predicted model, not a curated record.
CUAAGGAAGGGUGGUUGUGGUUCAGUCACAGAACAAUUGUCAAAAUUACAACAUUGACCCUGUCAACCUCGUUUUCUGAGAAACCCAAACAAAACCAAAAGAUAGAAACCUGGUUUGCGACGAAAUGCCAGUGAAACAGUUGUAACACGGUGGCGCUGCCACGGCAGUGUGAGAUCUUCCGGCGGAACUGACCGUUUUUCUCUGCCCCUUUUGCGUGAUGGGUUCCGGCCAGAUUGGCGGCGGCGGUAGUGGCGGCGGAGGCGGCGGUGGUUCUAGUGGUGGUGGUAGCAGUAGUUGCUGUGACAUGAGUCUCAAGUGUUGGUGUAGGUGGAGAUUGGAGGGCCAACAGUGUUAUAACCGGUUCUUCUCUUCUGGUUUCGUUUUCUUCUUCGGGUGUUUCGUUUUGUUUGGAUCGAUUGCUACCCUUUAUGGUUGGCUCGCUUUUUCUCCCACUGUGCACACUGCUUUGUCUCCUUUUGGUUGUCAAGUUGACAAUGAGGGUUCUUGGUCAAUUGGGAUUUUCUUUGGUGACUCUCCUUUCUCUCUAAAACCCAUAGAGUCUACGAAUGUAUCGAAUGAUGACAGCGCUGCUUGGCCGGUUGCGAACCCCGUGGUGACGUGUGCCUCGGUCUCUGAUGCUGGUUUUCCCAGUAAUUUUGUUGCUGACCCUUUUCUUUUCAUUCAGGGAGAUACUCUGUACCUGUUCUAUGAGACAAAGAAUUCAAUAACAAUGCAAGGUGAUAUCGGAGUUUCAAAAAGUACUGAUAAAGGAGCAACAUGGCAACAGCUAGGAAUUGCCUUGAAUGAGGAUUGGCAUCUUUCUUAUCCAUAUGUUUUUGAGCAUGAUGGCCAGAUAUAUAUGAUGCCUGAGGGAAGUAAAAGAGGAGAUCUUCGUCUCUACAGAGCAGUUAACUUCCCUUUGCAGUGGAGAUUGGAAAAGGUCAUAAUGAAAAAGCCCCUUGUUGAUUCCUUCCUUGUCAAUUAUGGUGGUAAGUAUUGGCUUUUUGGCUCAGAUCAUAGUGGUUUUGGCACGAAGAAGAAUGGGCAGCUUGAGAUUUGGUAUAGCAGUUCACCUCUUGGUCCUUGGAAACCUCACAAGAAAAAUCCCAUUUAUAACAUUGACCAGAGCUUGGGAGCUCGCAAUGGAGGCAGGCCAUUUGAAUAUGAAGGAAAUCUUUAUCGUAUGGGUCAGGACUGUGGGGAUACAUAUGGGAGACGGGUGCGUGUUUUCAAGAUAGAAACUCUUACUAUUGAAGACUACAAAGAAAUUGAAGUUCCAUCGGGGUUUGUUGAGCCAAACAAGGGGCGAAAUGCUUGGAAUGGUGCUAGGUACCAUCACUUGGAUGCGCAACGUCUGCCAUCUGGUGGCUGGGUUGCUGUUAUGGAUGGGGAUCGUGUUCCCUCCGGGGAUUCAACCCGGCGGUUCAUGGUUGGUUGUGCUUCUGUUACAGUUGCUGCUGCGCUCAUUUUGCUAUUGGGCGUGUUACUCGGAUUUGUAAAUUGUAUUGUUCCUCUCAAUUGGUUCAUUCAUAACUCUGGGAAGAAGAAUGUUGCUAUAUUGUCUUGGGAAAGAUCAAAUGUGUUCUCUUCAAAAAUAAGACGGUUUUGCAGCCGCUUGAACAGGGCCCCAAAUUUUCUCCGGGGCAAGAUAAAGCACAAUGCUUGUGCCAGGAGGUUUGUUCUUACUGUAAUAUUUGUAGUGGGGGUCGGAUUGAUGUGCGUAGGAUUUAAAAAUAUCUACGGGGGUAAUGGUUCAGAAGAACCUUAUCCAUUCAAAGGACAAUAUUCCCAGUUCACCUUAUUGACAAUGACCUACGAUGCUCGUCUCUGGAACUUGAAGAUGUAUGUGAAACACUACUCAAGGUGCUCUUCUGUAGGGGAGAUAGUUGUGGUGUGGAACAAGGGAGUCCCUCCAGAAUUGAGUGAUCUAGAUUCUGCAGUACCAGUGAGGAUCAGAGUAGAGGAGAAGAACUCUCUCAACAAUCGCUUCAAGGCUGACCCGUUGAUAAAGACACGCGCUGUCCUCGAGCUUGAUGAUGAUAUUAUGAUGACAUGUGACGAUGUUGAGCGAGGUUUUAACGUGUGGCGUCAGCAUCCGGACCGUAUCGUUGGAUUCUAUCCUCGGCUUAUCAGUGGGAGCCCACUGAAAUACAGGGGAGAAAAAUAUGCCAGAAGCCAUAAAGGGUACAACAUGAUUCUCACCGGCGCAGCGUUUAUUGAUUCCCAAGUAGCUUUCAAGAGGUACUGGGGUGAGGAGGCCAGGCAAGGGAGGGAAAUGGUGGACAAGUUUUUUAACUGUGAGGAUGUGCUUUUGAAUUAUCUGUAUGCAAAUGCGAGCUCAUCGUCGAGGACGGUUGAAUAUGUGAAACCGGCUUGGGCCAUUGACACUUCAAAGCUUUCUGGCGCGGCUAUUAGCCGGAACACGAAGGUGCAUUAUGGAUUGAGAAGCCAUUGCCUUAUGAAAUUCUCAGAGAUGUAUGGAAGCUUAGAUGGUCGGAAAUGGGGAUUUGACAGUAGGAAAGAUGGUUGGGAUGUAUAGUAGGGAGUUUUUUUAUAGGUAGGUUUUGUCAACCUUUUUUUUGUAUUUUUACAUCUUGGUGGGUAUAAAGUCUGGUCUAUACUUGUACCCCACUCACUGUGAAUCUUAUUUUAGGUGGUUUUGCUAUAGAAUGUCUGCAACAUGUAAAUUGGGUUUAAAAUGGCCUUUUCAUGUUAUAUUUUUUUAAUUUGUGCCUCCAACCCCCUGGGGGUGAUCUGUGAUGAUGGAAGGUGGGAAUAUAGGGAAAAAGAAAGCCGAGACAAAUGGAAAACUGGAUAGAAGAGUGUUUCUUUUUAAGACAUUCCUUAGAAACUGUAAUUCUGAUGCUGGUGUUGAUUCUAAUUUUGAUUGCUUUUUAACUAUCUGCUACUUUUAAGGGUGGCUUUCUUUUAA